AUGGUCUUCAAGCCGUUUACUCACAUCGCGCGCCAGAGUUUCACCAAAGCCUUCACUCACGGCUAUGCUCAAUCAGUAGUCGCUGCCUCGCAGUCGUCCUACGCGUCCUCGACUACCCUCAACCAUCUUACCGCCGCAAACCCAGCAAAAUUCUCGCGUACCACCCAGUUACAACAUGUCUUUCAGCCGUCGAGCUCCUCUGGCGCUGGCGCCAAGGCCAGCCAAGGUAGUUCUGGAGGAGGAGACGUAGGGUUAGCUGCCUACUAUGCAGCGUGGCAGCAAGCUCAACAAACCGGUGAUGACAGCGACUGGAAACAGUUGCAGUUGAAGCGAAAGCUGGGGUGGAAGCCAACCGCCGAGGAAGAAGCCGCCCUUAAACAGAACCCCGCCGAUAGUGUACCCUCAAACGCUCGCUCAGAUCUCAAUAACGGUUCUCCUCAUCUCACCAAGGCGUCCGCGAACGCUGAUGUCAGCGCGAAAGUGGAAGAGGCCGUCGCCCGAGAGAUCCAGAUUCAGGAAGAGCAAGCUCAAGCCGAGGAAGCAUCCGAGUCGCAGGAUGCGUCCGCCACCGAAGCCUUCCCCGAUCUUCCUGAAGAUGUGGCUGCGGUCGGAGAUAUCGCCACCGAGGAAUCACGGCUCGCGUCGGAGCACAUUGUCCAGCUGGCAUCGUCGAAAAAGUUCGCUGAGAUUCCAGGUGCUUUUGCGGCAAUCUUGAGGGAUGGCCUCACCCCGACCGUCGGUGCUUACAAUGCUUUGCUUGACUCGGCUAUCGAGCUCCACGAUGAUCGGUCCCAAGCGAUUCCGAAAGCCCUCGAUGUCUACUCUGACAUGCUUCGUCGCAGGGUAAUUCCCGAUGAACAGACUUAUCAGAUGCUGGUUCAGCUCUUUGUGAUGCGCACCCAUGAUGCCAUGAAGGCUAUGGAAGUGCUCGAGCAAGAGCGAGUCCGCUUUGGAGGUAUGGAGGAACCAGGAAAGUUUAUGCUGCACUCUAGCGAGCUCGAGCAAACCAUCCUAGCCGAGGAUGAUUCUCUCGGAAUCGCCAUGAAGCUGUUCAGCACCGCGACUUCUCGACACGCGGACCUUGUCUUCCCCCUCGAUGUCUACCGCCAUUUGAUCACUGCUUGCGCUAACGCGGGCAAAGUUGAGGCGAUGAUUCGUGUUUAUGGACACAUGGAGUCUCACAAAGUGACGCCCCACGCUUCGAUCUUCCCCUCAAUGAUUGAUGCCUUCGCUGCCGCUGGCGACUUGACGAGCGCCGUUGAAUGUUACAACGAGUAUCGGUCGCUGGCAGUUUCCGAUGAUAGUGGCACGUUUUGCAUCAUUCAACGUCGGGAUGGCCAGGUUUACGCUUCCUUGAUCAAGGCCUAUAUGUCGUGUGGCAAAGAGGAGAAUGCGAUGCGUUUCCUCGAGCGGAUCCGUUCCUCGUUUGACGAGGUUACUGAAAACCGUGAAACGCGGCAGGAGGCUUUGGAGUCGGUCAUUAUCCAUGAUGCUCUGGUGCAACACGCUCUUAAAUCGGGUGACCAUGAGCGGGCCCUUGAGCAAGCCAAGACUCGGUUGCACGAUGGGGCUCUCAAUCAGGCCAUGUCCCAGAUCUGCAUAGCGGCGGCGGAUUCCGGUAAUUUGAAGAUCGCUUCCGAAGCAUACGAUCUUCUCCCCAAGGACGUAGAGACGCGAAAGGAGCCUGCUGUUUCGAUCUUGGCCCUGCACGUCCGCGAAGGCAACGUGUCAGCUGCCCGUUCCCUGUGGCUGAUGUUAAGCACUGUGGGUCAGGCAACGUCGGAUAUGGUUCAACCGACUGUGAUGUAUGCCGUUGCUCUUCUGAAGAGUGGUCGCACCGAUGAGUCCCUGGUCGAGGCACGGAAUAUGUUUGCACGUAUCCGCAACGCCUCUUCCUCAAACUCUGUCCGUGAACAUAUCAACGAGAGCAUUCAUCUUCUCAGUCGGGUUCUUGUCCAGGGUGCUUCUGUCCUUUCGCCUCAAGCUUCCAUGUCCCUUCUCUGGUUGAUGAUUGAGAAUGGCGGUCUCAUUGCGCCCGUUGCCGAACACGCUGUCGCCUUCCUUGGUCCGCUCGAGAUCUCUCAGCUCAAUCCUCGUGACCUCGCCCUGGCUCUCCAGGUCCAGGCUAGUAUUCUGGUCAGCAACAGCGCCAUGUCCUUUGACGCUGCCCAUCCUAUACGCUUCUCCCAUAUGCUGGAUAUUGCCCUGGCAAACGGACUUGCUAUGGAUUCCGCUACCGUUAGCCUCGUCGACCAGGCAGUCAACAAGCUCUUCACUAGCCGACCGGACAUGGUAAGCCGAUGGCACAGCUAUCUGGGUUUAACCUCUAGCCCUUCCACUUAUCUCUCCGGUCCUCACACUCCCGUUUCUGAGCUAUCAAGCAUGAGCUCUGCCCCGAGUGAGGAUUCGUUCGACCCAUAUGCAUAUGCCACCGACUUUAAGGGAUCGGCCAUGAUUGCUGAAGAGCUUGAGAGCACCCACGGUCGCCCCGAAUCUCAUCUUAACGAAUCUCUUAACCGUCUCCGCAACAUGCGCCGCGCUGGUCGACACCCUCGCUACAUCACAUAUGCCAAACUCAUCGGUGCUGCUGCCAAGAACAACCGUACUGAUCUUGUGCACGAAAUCUUGAGCAUGGCCAGGCGUGAUGUUCCCCUUCUUCCUCAGUACAAGGCUGUCAAGUAUGGCUGGACUUCAAUUCUUGAUGCCAUGGUUGCCGCCUGCUUGACCCUUGGAGACCGUGGACUUGCCUCCAAGUACCACAACGAGCUUUCUGAGCUCGGCUCUGCCCCUUCGGCCAACACAUUCGGUCUGUAUAUCACCACGUUGAAGGAGUCUACCAAGACAUUCGAUGAAGCAACCGAGGCACUCAAGAUCUUCCACCGUGCCGUAGCCGAGGGCGUCGAGCCUACCUCGUUCUUGUACAAUGCUCUCAUUGGCAAGCUCGGCAAAGCCCGUCGUAUCGAUGACUGCCUUCAGUACUUUGCAGAGAUGCGUGCCAACAAUGUCCGUCCUACUAGCGUCACCUACGGCACCAUUGUCAACGCGCUCUGCCGGGUCAGUGAUGAGCGCUUCGCUGAAGAGAUGUUUGAGGAGAUGGAGUCCAUGCCGAACUACAAGCCUCGGCCCGCACCAUACAACUCCAUGAUCCAGUACUUCCUUAACACCAAACGCGACCGCAGCAAGGUUUUGGCCUAUUACGAGCGCAUGCUGAGCCGCAACAUCAGGCCCACCAUGCAUACGUACAAGCUCCUUAUCGAUGCACACGCCUCUCUGGAGCCUGUCGAUAUGCCGGCUGCUGAGAAGGUGCUCGAGACCAUCAAGGCUUCAAGGCAGGAGCCCGAGGCUGUUCACUAUGCAUCGCUUAUCCACGCCAAAGGCUGCGUGAUGCGAGACAUGGAAUCGGCUCUCAAGGUUUUCACGUCCGCUGUCUCCAACCCCAAGGUGCACGUGCAGCCCUGCCUAUACCAAGCUCUCCUCGAGUCUAUGGUGGCCAACCACCAAGUCGCACAGACCGAAUCGAUUGUUGACGAUAUGGCGAAGCGCAGAGUGGAGAUGACCGCCUACAUCGCCAACACUCUUAUCCACGGAUGGGCUGCAGAGGGUAACCUCCAGAAGGCCAGCGCUAUUUACAACAGUAUUGGAAUCGAUAAGCGGGAACCCAGCACGUACGAGGCUAUGACUCGUGCAUAUCUGGCCGCCGACGACCAUGCGAGCGCUUCUCGCACGGUGCAGGAGAUGCUCUCUCGUGGGUAUCCCUCGGCCGUGGCCCACAAGAUCGCUGAUCUUGUUAGCAAUGGUGCAGUCACAGCUACCCUGUAA
Aspergillus calidoustus is the source of this 3819-nucleotide messenger RNA. Lineage: Eukaryota; Fungi; Ascomycota; Eurotiomycetes; Eurotiales; Aspergillaceae. The record is from the annotation of a GenBank genome assembly.